AAAAAAUAUCAUAACUCACCCUUCACUUCUCCACGCCAGCAAAUCUUUUUGCCCUUUUUUCCCCCCCGCUGCUUUUCUUACACUUCCCCUAACCUCUUCAAGCUUUCCCAUCUCCGCCGCCACCCCUAACCCUAGAUCUGGAGCGCCACCCUGCUGGUAAUCGCCAGCGGAGAUGUUUUCCACGCCCGCCGCCGGGAAGCACAUCGGAAUAAGGUAUUCCUCACGAGAGACGCCGCAUCUCCUGUGAGUACUGACAAGAUUACUCGCUCAAUUCACAAAUCUCUAGAUCGAUUAGAUGUACAUAGAUAGCUGAGAAUUAUGGUUAGGGUUAGGUUUACGAUUCUACAACUGCCGUAGAUAUGAAGGGUAGGCCGGUUAUAUAUAGCUGAAGAUAGAAAAGUGGAGACUAACGAGAUGAACCUGACGGCAGCGGCGGAGGAGGAGGAGGAUCCGUCACCGGCGGAGAUCCACCUUCCUGCUGAAAUCGACUGGGAGAUGCUUGACAAGUCGAGAUUCUUCUUUCUAGGCGCCGCCCUCUUCUCCGGCGUUUCAGCAGCGCUAUACCCUGCCGUCGUCCUCAAAACGCGGCUCCAGGUCUCCCACACCCCGCUUUCUUGCUUCCGCACCGUAACCUACAUCCUUCGCCACGAAGGCCCCCGCGGUUUCUAUCGCGGUUUCGUCACUUCCCUCACCGGCACCAUCCCCGCCCGCGCUCUCUACAUGGCUGCGCUUGAGGUCACCAAGAGCAGCGUAGGCACUGCCGCCAUCCGCCUCGGUAUGACGGAGACAGCGGCCGCCGCCGCCUCCAACGCUGCUGCCGGCCUCAGCGCUGCCGUUGCCGCGCAGGUCAUCUGGACGCCUAUCGACGUCGUCAGCCAGCGUCUCAUGGUUCAGGGAGAUUCGCCGUUUAAGUACCGCGGCGGCGUCGACGCCUUCCGAAAGAUACUAACCUCCGAUGGCCUCCGCGGCCUUUACCGCGGCUUCGGGAUGUCGAUCCUGAUCUAUGCGCCAUCGAACGCCGUGUGGUGGGCUUCCUAUUCUGUUUCUCAGAGAAUCAUAUGGAGCGGAAUGGGGUAUUGGUUAAGCCGCAGUCGAGAUUCCGCCGCCGGAUUUAAGCCGGAUUGUGGAACGGUGGCUGUGGUUCAGGGGACGAGCGCGGCCAUUGCCGGAGGAGCAGCGGCGCUCGUGACGAUGCCACUGGACACGAUCAAGACCAGGAUGCAGGUGAUGGAUGGGUGCGAGGAAGAAGGAAAAAGGAGAAUGACGAUUGGGCGGGCGGUGAAGAGCUUGUUGAAGGAAGGAGGAUGGAUGGCUUGUUACAGAGGUUUGGGGCCGAGAUGGGCGUCCAUGUCGCUGUCCGCUACCACCAUGAUCACUACCUACGAGUUCCUAAAGCGGCUCUCUGCGAAGAACCAGGAGAACUUCACUUGAGGUACGGGCAUUGUGAAAAAAUAACUGCAAAGUAAAUACACAAGAAAAAGUUUUGAUUUUUCUUUUAGUUUGAUUCGGAACUUUUGUCUUUUGUAUAAAGUUUGGGUUCUCGUUGUGUUAGUUGUGAGGGAAUUGGGAAAGGCUCCAAUGGAGAAAAGCAUGAAGGUUUUGUGAAACCCUCUGCACUUCUUUCUCAGUGCCGAUGUCUAAUCUUUGAAACAAAUCUAAUCUAAUCCAAACUGGGAUUUUGUUGCUUUA
This is a messenger RNA of Dendrobium catenatum, 1689 nucleotides long. RefSeq names its product solute carrier family 25 member 44. The transcript has a single exon. Gene Ontology annotation, biological process: transmembrane transport. The record is from RefSeq and is a predicted model, not a curated record. NCBI's taxonomy places the organism in Eukaryota, Viridiplantae, Streptophyta, Magnoliopsida, Asparagales, Orchidaceae. The coding region runs from base 415 to 1431 and encodes 338 amino acids.